ACACGGCCAGGGUGGCGCCAGAGAGACAUCCCCACACAUACACACACGCUCCGCUCCGCUAAAGAUGUGAAAAUGGCGGAGCUACAAAUGCUUCUGGAAGAGGAGAUUCCAGCAGGACGAAGCGCACUACUAGACAGUUUUACCAAUUUGGAAAGAGUCGCGGAGUACUGCGAAAGCAACUAUGUCCAGUCUCCAGAUAAGCAGAGGGCCCUGGAGGAGACCAAGAACUACACCACCCAGUCUCUUGCCAGCGUCGCCUACCUGAUCAACACGCUGGCCAACAAUGUCCUCCAGAUGCUGGACAUCCAGGCCUCGCAGCUCCGCCGCAUGGAGUCCUCCAUCAACCACAUCUCACAGACGGUGGACAUCCACAAAGAGAAGGUGGCCCGGCGGGAGAUCGGCAUCCUCACCACCAACAAGAACACGUCUCGCACACACAAGAUCAUCGCCCCAGCCAAUCCCGAGAGGCCCGUGCGCUACAUCCGCAAGCCAAUCGACUACAGCAUGCUAGACGACAUGGGCCAUGGAGUCAAGUGGUUGCAAAGGUUUAAGGCCAGCGCCCAGAACAUGAAGGCCGGAGGCGGUGGACUCCCUCGCACAAACCCCCCCACACAGAAGCCCCCCAGCCCGCCCAUGUCGGGGAAAGGGACCCUUGGGCGCCACUCCCCCUAUAGGACGCUCGAGCCGGUGCGUCCGCCCGUUGUCCCUAACGACUACGUCUCGAGCCCGACGCGCAACAUGGCGCAGCCCCAGCAGAGCCCUACACGCACUGCAUCCGUUAAUCAGAGGAACCGCACGUACAGCAGUGGGAGCAGCGGAGGCAGCCAUCCCAGCAGCAGUCGCAGCAGCAGCCGAGAGAACAGCGGCAGUGGCAGCGUGGGCGUGCCCAUCGCCGUGCCAACCCCAGCCCCACCCACCGCCUUCCCAGCCCCCGUCCCCUCCAACUCGGCUCAAUCUCCCCCCAACACUGCCACCACCCCUGGGGCCUCUAACACAGCACUAGACGGCCCCCCACAGGUCCCAAACCCCCCUAUAGAGAUCCUGCCUGUACCCCCACCCCCUCCCCAGCUCCCUGCCUCUGCGGCCCCCACUGGCACGGGCCCCGCUGCUUACGGCAACCCUGCACAAGGCGCUCCUCAGUUCUACAGCAUGAACCGCCCGGUGCAGCCGCUCCAAAACUCGCAGGUGGGAGGCUCGCUGCCGUACCGCCGACCCGCGUCUGUCACCGGUCAGCCCAACAUGGCCCACAACCAGAGUCAGCUCAACGGGGGACCACACUUCGCCCCGAACCCAGCCGGCCCACUCGCGCCCCCUCCCCCCUCCAUGCAGAUCACCCCUCAGCUGCCUCUGAUGGGCUUUGUGGCCCGAGUUCAGGAGACUAUCUCAGAUGUGCCGCCUCCACCUCCGCCCGCCGAGGAGCCGGUGUUUGAGGAACCCACCCCUCCUCCUCCGCCGCCGGAGGACUACGAGGACGACGAGGAUGAAGAGGAGUCGGCGGUGGUGGAGUACAGUGACCCGUACGCCGAGGAGGACCCGCCCUGGGCCCCGCGCACCUACAUGGAGAAAGUGGUGGCCAUCUACGACUACGCCCGCGACAAGGAGGACGAGCUCUCGUUCCAGGAGGGCGCCAUCAUCUACGUCAUCAAGAAGAACGACGACGGCUGGUACGAGGGCGUGAUGAACGGGACCACGGGCCUGUUCCCCGGCAACUACGUUGAGUCCAUCAUGCACUACGCCGACUGAACAACCCCCCCCCCCGCCCCACCCCCUCCCUCUCUGAGCGGCGGAGAAGUGAAGGGGGGGGAGAGGAGGGGAGGGGGAGCCGCGGGUUAGAGGUCAAAGACUUUGAUCAGACAGAGCACGAUCACCUCCGGGCGACGAGAGAACAGAAAGACGGGGAGGGGGGGGGGGGGGGGGGGGGGGGGGGCGGAGAAGACGACGUUUUUAAAGAAGUGGCGGCGUGACGAACUGAUGCCCGGGCGUUUCUCCCGACACAGGCGCCAUUGUAAAACAACCACUACUCGGCAUAUAUCCUCCCCUGUCGUACUUCUUUCUUUCUUUCCUUUACUGACUGUGGACUGGGACUGAGGUGGAUUCAUUGUGUUUUCAGAGUUUUUGACACCACUACGUUGAUUUUGCUUCAUUUUUCUGAUUUUUUUUUUUCCUUUUAUUUUAAAGCAUAUUUAUUUGGAUUUUGUAGUGGGACAAAUGGUUUGGGGGGGGGGGGGCAAAAGGGCUGCAGGAGAACGCCUUCACGUGUCGGUUUUUCUCACACUUUUCUAGAGAAACAUACUCGUGUCUCUAUAUAAAGUACACCGCUACAACACUAUCCUCCAUGUGGGGUGGAACUAACCCGUAGUUUCAGGACUUGACUAAGUAUUGGUGUGGGCACCUCAGCAGAGUGUGCCGAAGCUGACGUUCUCUAGGAGAAAGCACUGCAGAUGUCUUAAGGCGACGCACGCGCAGCUAGAAAUAAACGUGGGUCGGAGAGAAAGGCCUGAGAGUGCUUUAAAACCCCGUUUUUUUUUAUUUUUCUUAUUUGAUCUGAAAUGCUUCACGCCACGCCACGCCGGGCCGAGGUUUAACAUGAAAGAGG
Molecule: messenger RNA, 2596 nt
Organism: Etheostoma cragini (Arkansas darter)
Lineage: Eukaryota; Metazoa; Chordata; Actinopteri; Perciformes; Percidae
Gene: abi2b
Product: abl-interactor 2b
Exons: 12
Coding region: 73-1743 (556 amino acids)
Cellular component (GO): lamellipodium
Molecular function (GO): SH3 domain binding
Source: RefSeq, a predicted model, not a curated record